Messenger RNA from Pseudoliparis swirei, 1320 nucleotides. It is a transcript of the gene tektl1, whose product is annotated as tektin like 1. The transcript has 8 exons. The record is from RefSeq and is a predicted model, not a curated record. Lineage: Eukaryota; Metazoa; Chordata; Actinopteri; Perciformes; Liparidae. The coding region runs from base 1 to 1320 and encodes 439 amino acids.
AUGCAGGUCCAGUCGGUGCACCUCGGUUCCGUCGCCAUCGGCCCGGCGGCGUGGCGCGACGAGACGCUGCGCUCCAUCCGGCGGGCGGAGCGCCUGAUGCGGCAGGCCGGAGCCAGUCGGCCCCGGAGCUGCAGCGGCAGGAGCGGCGCGGCGGAAGCGGCAGAAGAUACGAUCACCGCGGCGGAACGCGCAGAGAGUCGCGACUGCGUCUGCGCGAAGAAGAUGCAGAGGCCCCAAACCACAGGUGCCAUGUUCCCUCGCGGCCCCCGGGGAACGUCCCGAGCGUUCCCGCCGCCCGGCGGCCGCGAGCAGUGUACGGGCGCCGGCGUGGCCGCGGUCCGCGAGUACAUGCGCGGCGUGCGGCAGGCGGAGGGCCGGUUGCGCAGGCGGGCCGGCGCCGUGAGCCAGGAGGCCGUCAAGCUGCAGCGGGGGAGGGGCCACCUGGAGAGGACGCUGCGCAGCAUCAGGACCGACCGGAGCGUCAACGGCAGGAGCUCGGAGGGGAGGAGCAGGAGGCCCCGGGCCGAAAGCGAGAGAGAUGGGGCUGACUACCUGCUGUCCUGUGAGAGGAGAGAGCUGGACCGGCUGGAGCUGGACCUGGAGGUGGCGCUGAGGGCCACCCUGACCCAGCUGCAGGCCCUGAGUCGCAGCGGCAGGCAGCUGCUGGACUGCGCCGGGGAGAGGGCUCGAGUCCUGGAGCUGCUGCCCCACAUCGGCUCUGCUGGAGGGACUCAGACCCCCCACAGAGCAGACCCCGCCGGGCCCUUCACACCCGAGUGUGAACGUGUUUUGGAGGCGUCUUCCCUGACAGUCAACCAAUCACAGAUGCUGAGGGAAACCCUGCGGCAGACGCUCGCCAGCGCCACCACCAGGCAGAAAGCGGCGCGGCGCAGCGUCAACGACGGCCUGGUGACGAAGGUCGCCGAGACCAUCGGCCUGCAGCAACAGCUGGCGCUGGUGUCGGCGGCCACCAGGCAGGCCGCGUGCCGCAAGCAGAGGGAGGUCAACGGCAUCCGCCACCGCCACGGCAGAGUGCAGGGUCCGGAGUGCAGCGGGGACCUGCAGGCCAGAGAGAAGCUCACCAGGCCUCUGGUGCAGGUGUAUCAGAGGCAUCCAGGGAGGCAGUUACCUGAGGCCGCUCACCUCAUACAGGGCAGCGUGGUGCUGAGGAGAUGUCUGACGUUAUCGGAGGGCGAGCUGGCCACGCUGCAGCGCGCGCGCCUGCAGCUGCUGGACGACCAGCGCGGCAAGAGCGCGGCGGCGCAGGCGGACGCCGCGGUGGUCCGCAUGAGGGCUCGAGCACAGCAGACGCGCCUCUAG